GGGGCGCAGCGCGGCGCGGAGAGGGGCAGCCCCCCCGCUCCGCUCCGCUCCGCGCCCGCCGUCGGUGCCGGUGAAGGCGGCGGUGGCGGUGCCGCCGGCUCCUGUCGCCCCCCCGCCCCGACCCCGGAGCGGGCGGCCUCGCGUCCCCAUGGCCGGGCAGGAGUGGGACUGGUUCCAGCGUGAGGAGCUCAUCGGGCACAUCAGCGACAUCCGAGUGCAGAACCUCCAAGUGGAACGGGAAAAUGUACAGAAGAGGACCUUUACCAGAUGGAUAAACCUACAUUUGGGAAAGUGCAAGCCUCCUCUGAAAGUGAAAGACUUGUUUAUUGAUAUACAAGAUGGCAAAAUCUUGAUGGCGUUACUGGAAGUCCUGUCAGGACAAAAGCUGAUGCACGAAUACAAAUCUUCAACCCAUCGCAUUUUUCGUUUGAACAACAUAGCCAAAGCACUUAAGUUCCUGGAGGACAGCAAUGUAAAGCUUGUUAGCAUCGAUGCAGCAGAAAUAGCAGAUGGAAAUUCCUCUCUGGUACUUGGACUAAUAUGGAAUAUAAUCUUGUUUUUUCAGAUCAAGGAGCUGACAGGUAACCUCAACAGGAACUCCUCUUCCUCCAGCCUGUCCUCCGGGCCCAGCGGUCCCGAGUCAGACACGUCCCACCCCAGCACUCCCAGCGUGGAGAGAAACAUGGCUGUUACGGUGAAGGAUCAGCGGAAAGCCAUCAGAGCCCUUUUAGUCUGGGUUCAGAGGAAAACCAGAAAGUACGGUGUUGCAGUUCAGGACUUUGCCAGCAGUUGGAGGAGCGGCCUUGCUUUCUUAGCUAUCAUAAAAGCAAUAGACUCUACUUUGGUAGACAUGAAGCAAGCACUGGAGAAAUCGGCUCGAGAAAACCUGGAGGAUGCUUUCAGCAUAGCACAAAAUAAGCUGGGUGUUCCUCGGCUCCUAGAACCAGAAGAUAUCAUGGUGGAAUCACCCGAUGAACAGUCAAUUGUGACGUACGUGGCGCAAUUUCUGGAACACUUCCCAGAGCUGGAAGGGGAAGACUUUACGGAUCCUGACAAGGAGCUUCCGAUUGAGUCCACGUACGUCCACAUCAAAGACACACCUUCAGAAAAGGAAGGCAAAAUCUUGAUUUUAAGUGAAGGUGAAGAAAACAUGUAUACUGUCAAUCACGAAAGGAGUCACCCUGCUCCUCCAAAGGUUCAUAUUCAUGACACCCCUGAGAGAAUCCCAUCAGAAACCAUACCUGAAAAAUGUAAUGGGAAACUGAGUCAAGUGUUAGGUGAUUCACAGGAGACAUCUGAAGAGGAGCCUCAGAGGCCUACCUCACUGAAAAUUACAGGAUCUGUCAGUUUUGAAUCCAGUUCCUCUUGGGAGGUUCUAAGUGAUAAAUUCAUGCCAGGUGAAGGGGGCAUAUCUGAUGAUCCACUGAAACAGAAUGAUGACCUUUCUCCAGCUGUUCUGACAGAUCAGAAAAAUUCUGUUGACUCUUUUGAAGACUACUCUGAAGAAUUAACUAAAGAAACCUCUACUGAAUAUGACAAUGAAACUAAGAGCCUUUCUGCCAAUACUUCUUCUUUGAGUCCAUUAUCCUGGACUUCAGGUAUACUUACAGAUGAAUCUAUAAAUAAAGUAGAAGAGAGCAAACCCCAGACUUCAAUUCUUUUACCAGAAGAUACCUCAAAACAAGAAAAUACACAAAAGUACGUUCUUCAUCUUCUGAAUGAGGAAAUACUGAAAAUUCCACAAAAUGAACAUACAAAGCAAUCACCUGGCUUUGAGACAACAGAAACUAACCAUUGUUCACUGAAUGGUUCUGAUCUCAAAAACCAAGAACUAUCUACACAGCAUGAAACAUCUGAUGACUCUCUCUCAGAUGUGCCUAAAAAUCCAGAGGACCUGGACAGCUGUGAUGAAGUUGAGUCUUCAGCUGAAGUGCUACCCAGUUCUUCGAAGGUAUCUGUAAUACCCCACGAUCUCUUUUAUUAUCCACAUUAUAAUGUUCCCAUAUCAGCAGUUUUGAAUGCUUACCUUGAGCCUUGUAUUGAAGAUUAUGAUACUGGAAAUGACAAAGCUUCUUCUGAAACAGUGACGGACGUUUUACAUGAGAAGGGCUUACCAGAACAGAACUACAGGGAAGAUUCUCCAAAGCCAGACUUAGGGAAUAAGCUAGGUGUCCCUCCAUCAGAAAUAGAUACUGAGAACAGCAAGGAGGAAACAACAGAUAUUAACAGUCACAUGAAUUCUUCUGAUGAAAAAGAAGUGCCAUUACUAGUAGGAGAAGAGUUAGAGAUUGAAAAAGAUGGCGAAAAGGCCACCAACCACCAAGAUUCCACUAUUCCACAACAUCCUGAGGCCAUAGUAGAACAUCUAGAGGAUUUAUCAAUAGCCAUAAAGAAUCCAGAAAACAGUAGUAAUAAGGAGGAAGAAGGGGAAAAUAGGAUCAAAGCAGAAGACUUGCAGAUCUCAGAAGUUGCCACUACUACUCUGUCACAAGAGAAACUGGAAGAAAUUGCAGAUUGUCAGGAAUUUACCAGAACCAGUGACAGUGAUUCCAACAUUUAUCUCCGAAAAAGAUCUCCUAAUACUGCUGAGGAGGAAACCUAUGGCAUAAACGAGCAGAAGAUGACAGAUAUGGGUGAAAAUCCAUUAAUCACCAGGAAGAAAAAGGACUUGGAAGCAAGUGAGACUCCAGCACCAACUCACGAGGUUACGGUUGUUGAGCAGCCAGAGCUAUUUUACUUCAUCAUGUUCUUCUGGGUGCUGGUCUACUGCCUUUUACUCCUUCCACAGCUUCUUAGCAACAAAGUUUGAUCUCUGUGAGGUGCGGAAAAAUAAAGGACGGUGGUUGGAUUGCUUUGUGUAUCUGCAUAUGAAUAUGUUCCUUCAGGUGAAGCACAAACAGAAAUGUAGGACCUGGUAUUUGUGUUUAUUAUCAGGUUGUCCUCAGUUCCUCUACUGUUGUGCUAUGACAGUGUCUAAGCACAUUUUAUAUUAUGAUAACUGUGUAAAUAUAUAUAAAAAUGACCUGAUUUAGUAGAUGCGAUUUUGUACAUUUGUGCCUUGCUUUAUAAGAUGCUAAAUAAAACCAGAUAAUUAUCAGUAGAAAUAUGAACAAUUCAGAGCUCUAGUCUUCAAAAAUGAUUCUUCUGGCUUCGUUUACUUCUGUAGGGCCUGGCAGCUGUGGAAGAGGGGUGGUGUUGACUUGCCCAUGAAUCUGGCCCACCUGCAAGGGCAAGGCUAGAAAUGCUUUUUCACAUUUCCCAUGGAAUUCUUUGAGAGAGAUGGAGGCAGAGCAGAGCUGCAGGUGGUGGAACAUGCUGACCCCAGGAACUGAUUAACAAUUCCAGUGGCAAUCCAGUGGAGCAAGAAAAUCAGGUUGAGGGUUUAUUUGGGUAGGGGAGUUUGUUUUUUUAGGAUUCAAAUCAAUUUUUGUCCUGCACCUUUUGCUAUAAAACAACAGUUGGGUGUAGAGAAGUGUGAAGAACAUACUUGCUAGCUGCUGGUUAGGAGGGAUCAUAUGGGAAAUCUUAGCCCAGAAAUGUCUAUAGAGAAUACCUGAAGAAAUACACUUUUUUUAUGUUACUGAUGGUGGCCAUAUUUGAAAAGAUUUUCAAGAUGCUUAAUAAUUUUAUCAGCAAGAGAUACCAUGGCUUUUGUUUGUUCUUUGGGUUUUUGUUGUUUGUUUUUUUCUUUUUCAAAAAAUACCUCACUGCUUCUGACGUUGCUUUUGCUUCUUUUUCUCUGCUGCUUUUACUUACCGCAUCAUGCGAAGAUUUCUCUUUUUUGAAGAUACAAAAAAUAGUAAGUAACCUAAUUUGCUGAGGUUACUGGUAAGGCACAAGUGCAUGGUAAAAGGAUUAGAAAUAUCCUUUAAGUGCCCAAAUCAAUAGAGAAAGAAAUGACAGAUGUAAAACUAAAUACAGAGAUACGUUGGCAGCCAGUGUUGACUUUCUAGUGCAACUGAAGAGACUUCUGUGGCUUGUCCAUAGACACAGUUGAGCCACUUCUGCAUCCUGUAAUUUUUGUCCACAUCAGUGAUCACUUCAGGAUAUUUGAUUUAGGAUUUUUUCAGACAAGGUGUAUCCGUGCAUUACAGGGCAAAAGGGAAGUCUUCAAAUUCAAUUUAAUAGCAGUAACUUUUCUCUGUGUGACUUUUAGUGGUCACUAUUUUUCAUCGGCACAUUUUUAGUUUCAUAGUAUGCUUUAUGAGACUAUGUCUUGUUGCUGGUUCCACCUGAAAAUUCAUAAGGUUGACUGCAAUGUGCUUCAUAAAAUGAGAGUUUUCAUAAUUUCACAUUGAGUGACAGUUACAACACGUGGCCAUAAGUUUUACAUAUUUUCUUUUAGCAUAAGGUGUAUCUCUGCCCUGGCUUAGUUUUCAGCUGAACUAAUAGUACCUGGGAUCAGGACACAUCAGAAUAUAUAGCAAUUUAUUUGCAGGUAUUUAAAACCUGUUUGUAAUCAUGUUAUCUGCUGGGGUAAUCCUAACCAUCCAUGACACUCCAUUCUUCUUUAUAAGCUUUCUGUUUCCCUGGGAUUUCUCUUAUGAGCCGCACUUAGAAUUCAGUAGCAGCAGUGCAUGGCAGGAGAUCUUGAACAUUGAAGAUAAAAUUCUGAACCUCUUUAAGUCAACAGAGAGCUGAAAUAUUUCCUAUUCUGUCCUGUCACCACUGACUAGAGCUGGAUUCACCCCACGAACCUAAAAUAAGAUCUUUUGUGCUUGGUGAGGAACAGAUCCAAACUUCCCAACUUAAUUCAGUGUAAAUCAACAUCAGUAAAAAAAAAAUACUCUUUCAUCUUGCUGAUGAAACUGUUCAACAUUUUGAGUCAUCUGAUUUUGUGAUGCAUGAACCUGUUUGUGCUUGUUGCUGAAGACAGUGAUAUUUUCUUCCGAAAGAAAACCUGUAUUAGAAUUUUUGAAGACGCUUUCUUGAAGUAGGCUAAAAUAUAACAUUGAAGGGCUAGUGCUUUUUCUCUGAAAAAAUAAAACUUAAUACAAGAAACUUUAUAUCCUUAGCCUGAAAACCAGUGAAUACCAGCCUGGGGUACGCCACCUAUUUAAUAGCAGCAAGUGGCAACAUACAUUAGUUUGGAGCAAAAGUGUUGACAACUCUUCAUUAUGUGCCACAUUUCAUAAGCUCCUUUGGUUUAUGACAACUUUUUCUGAGCCUUUGGAUCUUACUCUUUGGUUCUUCCACGUUUCUUAGUCUUCAGCAGAGAUUAUCGGGAGUUGGAUUACAGUCUCUUCAUAGAACUUUACAGCUAUCAAAGUUCAGUCAAGUGAAGUAAGGUCCCUUCUGUCUUCUCUCCUUCCUCCUAAGAAAAUUAAUCAGACUAAGGAGGUCUUUGGAUGUCUCAUCUAAACAACUGACACCCAUAAAAAACCAGAAAAGUGAAUGGGAAUGCACUGAUGCUGGCAACUUCAUUACACAGUAUUUUCUUCCAAGGGGGAGAAAACCCAGGGUUUUCUUUCUUGACUCCCACUGAUGGACAGUGACUGAAACAGUGAAGUGAGCAGUUUAAAUGUCAAACAGCAUCCAGCAAUUGUCUUGAUCAUCUCACACAAUGUUUAAACUGAUGUAUGCUUUCCAGCCUAUCCCUUAAGAGAUGGAGAUUGUUUCUUCCAUACAAAAUAGAUAAAAAAAUCCUAAAUUAGUCCAUGAUACUUGGUAUUGUUGCUUUCCAUAUUUGAGCUUGUUUUGUUGUGGUUUUUUCUAUAACAAAAGCAGUCUAAUUUACUCAGCCAUUCCAUGGGUAAGAAGAUCCAGGUAAAGAGUUAAGUGAUUAUACGAGUAUGGCCAACUGUGCAUGAAGAGAGACUGAACUCUUUAGGAGUUUUGCUGUUACUUGGAACCACAAAAAAUGGGAUCAGCAUAAGCAGCAGCUUCCCCCACUUUAAUUGCCUUGUAAGCCUCCAUCUCUUCUUCCACAACACAAGAUCCAACCCCUCAAUGCAAGUGCCCUGUUCUGAAAACAUUGUUUACUGUUGGACUUUGUGUCCCAUUCGUAGCUUAGAGUCCAAAAGCCUGAUUGUGAAGCAUUCACUGUGGCAAAACUUGUUUUCACUUGCUGGCUAGAGGACUGGCUUGAGGUAGUGGAGGUUUUCAAAGGCUGGUGGGCAAUCUAUCAGCUAUCCAUUUUCCAACAGAUAUAUGCACUGUCUGAAUAAGGAAGAUUUUGCUGAAUUUUUGCCUUGUUUUUUGAAAAAUGAUAAGGUUGAACUGAUUGUAUUUGGUAUUUUGAUUUAGCAGCAGAAUUCUGAUACACAAGGGUACCAGCACAGAUCUGUUAAGGCCAUUUCUAAAACCCGUUGUUGUUGAGCAAAUGUGUGGGUAGCAGAGUAUCGUGAAGUGUAAGUGUCAGGAAGUGCUUGAGGAUCACGGGAUAAAGGAUGUUUGGUGUUCACAGAAUCACCAUUAAAGACUGGGAGACAACUGUAAUGGGAUGGUUCAAUGUUAUGUAGUCAUGUCACUUAACUGCAAAGUGUUUCAUUGUGAUUGUAUAGAAAGUGGAAGGAAAGAUAGGCUGUUACAGACAAAACCCCACUAAACAUUUAUGGGGCAGAUGUCUUAGAGUUGAAGAAAUGAGUUAAACAGUCACAUCAUCUACAAACUGAAUUGAAUAUAGCCUUUGCCCAAUUGUAGGAAAUGAUAAGUGCAGAGAUAGGACGAGCACAGAUUACAAUAAAAAAAUGACAAUCACUUUUCAAUGUCAUGAAUAUUUUUGAUGGAUUGAGCUCUAAAAUGUAUUUUUAUUGAGUUUCUAGAUUGUAAUGAAUGUGUCUACAGAAUUUUAUGCAAAGCUUGAGAGUUCAGCUGUUUUAAAAUUUUUUAUAUAGCAGUGAUUAUUUUAUCUAUAUAUUUAAUAGAAUUGUAAAACCAAUUUAAGAGUACCUGUAAAAUUCUAUGUAUGUGAUAUGAUUAUUUAUUAAUUAUGACUCAUGAGAAUGAACAUUAAGCUAUGCAUCGGUUGUGUCAUCCAUUUGAAAACUGGAAACUGCGAACAGGAGAAGAGUUUUUAAUGAACAGUAGACUUGAAAAACAUGGGAAAUGAUUGAAUACAGUUGUGUGAUUCUUAAAGCUGCAUAGCAAUAUGUCAUUUUGUGAUGUUAAACUUUCAGCUAAAGUUGCAAACUAUACUGAGUGAUUAAGCUACUUUCUUCCAUUAAAACUUCCUGAGGCUGAAA
Molecule: messenger RNA, 7184 nt
Organism: Grus americana (Whooping crane)
Lineage: Eukaryota; Metazoa; Chordata; Aves; Gruiformes; Gruidae
Gene: CLMN
Product: calmin
Exons: 13
Coding region: 149-2809 (886 amino acids)
Biological process (GO): nuclear migration
Cellular component (GO): cytoplasm; nuclear outer membrane; meiotic nuclear membrane microtubule tethering complex
Molecular function (GO): actin filament binding
Source: RefSeq, a predicted model, not a curated record